AUGAGCUUCUAUGAUCGUCUUCAGACAUGUAGCAGUACCUCAUCGUCGAUGACACCAAUGUCAUCAUCGCCUGCCCCAUGCACAUUUGCUGCUCCUCCGACAUCAACAAUGACGCUCACUAACGGUAAUGGGGUGAUGGCAAGUCGUGUACCGACAAUUCAACCACAUAAUGUGCUUGCUGGUCAUCAGAGUAUCUACACCAACAGUGGCGCACUGUCGUACUAUCACCAAUCGCAAUGGAGCCAACCAGCCGCCUCACGCCCACAUUACCCGCCACCACCGACGGGUACCUUGAACGCAGGCGCGUCGUACACGGCGGCGUACAAGCAUUCGCUGGGAAAUUUGAUUGGACGGUAUCAGGCGACGAACAACCCGGCG
This is a messenger RNA of Ostertagia ostertagi, 378 nucleotides long. NCBI's taxonomy places the organism in Eukaryota, Metazoa, Nematoda, Chromadorea, Rhabditida, Trichostrongylidae. The record is from the annotation of a GenBank genome assembly.